UUGCCUAAAACGAAACGAGAGAGUGAGAGAAGCCUUCCUCUAGGUCUUCCUCUCUCCGCCGCCGUCACCCACUCCACCACUCCGAGGACGAAUCGCUCGCCUCCCCGCCGGCGACCAUGGCGGAGGAGGCCGCAACCGCAGAAGGAGCUACGCCUCUUCUCCCUGGACUCCCGGAUGAGAUCGUCAUCUGGGAGGUCCUCGUCCGCCUGCCCCCCAAAGCCCUCCUCCGCUGCCGCGCCGUCUGCCGCGCCUGGCGCCGCGCCACCUCCACCCGCGACGUCCUCGUCGCCCACCACGCCCGCCAGCCCGUCCUCCCGCUCCUCUGCGUCUACAACUACAACUUCGUCGGCGACAUCAUCGAGUCCAUGGACAUCAUCCCCUUCGACCGCCGGGCAGGGGCCGCGGCCGACGACCAGCUCCGGCCAGUCGCGCGGCUUGGCCAGCCCCCCUUCCGCGCGAUCGCCUCCUGCGACGGCCUCCUCAUCCUCUCCUCCAUGGACGACUGCCGCUUCGUCCUCUGCAACCCGGCGACUCGUCAGUAUGCUCGCCUCCCGAUGCCCCUUGGCGUCGUGCCCUUGGGGAUGUACUCGCACAGCCCGACCGGCGAGUACCGACUAUUGCUGUACAAGUUCUCCCUUGGACCGGCGUCCGAUGCUCAAUGGGGCUGCUAUGUGUCCGUAUUGGGAUCCGACCAGCCGCCACGGUACAUAGGGUGCCCUGAUGCCAGGGAACUGGUGUUCGUCUCAUCCAUCCUGCUCCGUGGUGGCCUGCACUGGCACAGAGAGCAGCAUGAGACGAUAGUGGUAUUCGACACCACCACUGAGUUGUUCCGGCACAUGCGCGCUCCCAUUGUUUCUCGCUGCACCAACCUGUUUGAGAUGGAUGGAAUGCUCGGCGUGUCCAGCUUUAAUUAUACAGCGGCAACCAUCGAUAUCUGUAUGAUGCAGGACUAUGAGGGCGAGCUACAUCAGGAUCCCUUUGACCAGUUUUGCCUCCAGUUUUUGCAUUCUUCUGCAUUGUAUCAUGUUCCUCCUAUGGUGUAACUGCUAGCUGGGGAUAAUAACUUGGCCAAAAGACAAGAGUUGCCUGCUUUGCAGUGAAGAUGAAACCUGAUAACAUAUGUUCUCGGAUUGUGAUGUUACCAAGCUAGUUUAGCAACAUUUGGCUCGCAUUGUCUCUGGGUCUGAUUUAGCCAAUUAUGAAUCUGCUGUUAGAAUUUGGAUCAGUAAUAGUAAGUAAGAAACAUGCUGCUGUGAAUAUGCUCACAUAUUGGUUGUAAUAACAUCUUAUAUUAUGGGACGGAGGGAGUAUAAUCUUUGCUUGCAUCGCUUGGGCUGGUCUAUAAGGUACUCUGGGAGAGGCUGCUACAUUUCCUAAAAUGUUGGCGAGCAGCAAACACUGCUCCAGGAAGGCUCUGGUGACUCCCCAGCUCAGCUUAAACUAUAGAACGGCUUCCUUGAUUGCCCCGAGACGCAAGAAAUCAGGGAUACGCGAUCGUCUCUGUAGUUUCUAUCCUGGCGUGUUUUCAGUUAUGCUGAUGUGAUGCUGGCUGUAAGAACAAUAAUUCAUGACUACUAUAUGUCGAGGUUUUGAGAUGUGGCCUAUUUAAAAGGUCUGUAAUGGUCUUAACUGUUGUGAAACUGUUUUCAUUUCGUUUCAAAUGGAACAGGGCGAAGAGCCUUUUUAUCUAAAUAAUUCAAAAUCUAUUCAGUUA
Hordeum vulgare subsp. vulgare (domesticated barley) is the source of this 1714-nucleotide messenger RNA. Its product is annotated as F-box protein At5g49610-like. The record is from RefSeq and is a predicted model, not a curated record. The transcript has 2 exons. Gene Ontology annotation, molecular function: protein binding. NCBI's taxonomy places the organism in Eukaryota, Viridiplantae, Streptophyta, Magnoliopsida, Poales, Poaceae. The coding region runs from base 117 to 1043 and encodes 308 amino acids.